Messenger RNA from Misgurnus anguillicaudatus (oriental weatherfish), 4631 nucleotides. The record is from RefSeq and is a predicted model, not a curated record. NCBI's taxonomy places the organism in Eukaryota, Metazoa, Chordata, Actinopteri, Cypriniformes, Cobitidae.
AUGGAUGAUGAUAAUGUAUCAGAUAAAAGUGGUGAUGAAGUUGAAGAAGGUGAAGAAUUGGAAAUUCAGCCAGAAGAUUUAAGUUUUAUUGCAGAGCAAAAUGGUCUUUUGUCAGACACAUCACUACAGCCUGUUGAUAUUGGUUCAGAAGUUAUUGAUCAGCAUUUUCAUGAUGUACUAAAUGUAGCACCAGCUGAAGGUAACAGUCCUGUUAGGUUGUUAUCAGAUAAAACAAAUGAGGCAAAGUGCUUUCCUGUUCUCUAUCCGACCGGUGGUCCAACAUUUCAUGAUGCCAGACCAGAAAAAAUCACAUUGACAAGAUACCUGAAUGCACGAAUACUAAAUGCUGAUGGACGUUUUGCACAGAACACAGACUUCAUUUUUUAUGCACAAUAUAUAUCAGAAGUUGAUCAAAUUGUAUCUAAUGUCUCAAUUGCAUUACGCAAAGGUUAUGAGAAAGAUGAGUUAUCAAAGGUAACACCAGAUAUGCUGACAAAUUCUGAUAACUUACAAAAAAUACUGAAGUAUAAUGAAGGAUAUAAGUUUUUGAGACCUGUCAGAGGGACACCUCCCUAUUGGAUGUCUACACAGAAAGAUCUCUUUGCACUGAUUAGACAACUUGGCAUACCGACUUUCUUUGCAUCUUUUAGUUCUGCGGAUCUGAGAUGGCCUGAAAUGAUGAACACCAUUAUUAAACAAGAGGGUAAACAAAUCAUUGUUGAAGAGCUUGAGUGGUCUGAAAAAUGUGCAUUUUUGAGACGAAAUCCUGUCACUGCAGCAAGAAUGUUUGAUCACAGAUGGCAUUGUUUUCUGAAACAUGUCAUUAUGUCUCCAGCUGAACCUAUUGGUAAAAUAAAAGAUUAUUUUAAUCGUGUUGAAUUCCAACAACGUGGUUCUCCUCAUGUUCACUGUCUGUUUUGGGUAGAAAAUGCUCCAAAGCUUAAUGAUGAUGAUGAAGCUAAUGAUCCUGUGGUUGCUGAUUUCAUUGACACAUAUAUCACCUGUGAGACACCAGCAGAGCAAGACACUGAACUCUUUGAAAUAGUAAACAGUGUGCAGAAGCACAGUACUAAACAUUCAAAAACAUGUCGCAAGAAAAAUACAGUAUGUCGUUUUAAUUUCCCAAGACCUCCGUCUAGUCGUACCUUUAUUACAAGAGCAUCUAAUGCAGAUGAGUCCAAAGGGAAUGAUGACGAUGAAACAGCAAGUGCAAUUAUAAAGAAAGUUAAAACUGCCUUAAACUCUGAUGUGAAUUUUGAUUCAGUUGGUGUUUUUUUAUUUCUGGGAAUUGAUCAGACUGUGUUUGAGAAAGCAUACAACAAAUGUUCUAAAAAGAAAAGCAUUGUCCUGAAAAGAAAUACAAAAGAUAUUUGGGUAAACCAGUAUAACAGAGAUUUAUUGCGUGCUUGGCAAGGGAAUAUGGAUAUUCAGUAUGUCACAGAUGCUUUUUCUGUUGUGGUUUAUAUUAUAAGUUACAUCACAAAAGCUGAGCAAGAAAUGGGACCGUUACUUCAACGUGCACAAAAUGAAGCUAUGAAUGGUAAUCUUGAAGCUAAAGCAUCAUUAAAACAAUUGGGAAGUUUGUAUUUGCACAGUAGGGAGCUUUCCGCGCAAGAAGCCGUGUACAGACUGACAGGCAUGCAUUUAAAGGAAUGUUCACGUAAAGUACAAUUCAUUCCAUUAGGACCAAAUCCUGUUAAGAUGAGUUUGCCUUUGCAUCUACUACAAAAUAAAGUGGAGAAAGACCAGUCUGAUGAUGAAAGCAGUUAUUGGAUGACAAGUGUUGUUGACAGGUACAAAAACAGACCUCAGACAGAACCAAUGAAAAAUCUUUGUCUUGCCAGUUUUUGUUCAGAGUACAGAGUUUUGUCAAAAUCUGAAGUUUCUUCACAAAAGCAAGUUAUUAAACUCAAUAAUAAUUCUGGUUAUGUGAAACGAAGGAGACGAACUGAACCUGCAGUUGUGAGAUAUCCAAGAUUUUCACCCACAAAAGAUCCAGAAAAAUAUUAUCAGUCAUUACUUCAGCUUUUUCUACCAUAUUAUGAUGACUGUCAUCUUAAGCCUAGCAAAUAUGAGACAUACGAGGACUUUUACAACAGUGGUCUCAUAAAAAUUGGUUGUACACUGCAUAAAGUCAAAUUAAUUGUUGACUGCAACAGAGAAUUGUUUGAAAAGGAAAGUGACAAAAUAGAAAAAGCUAAACAGCUUUUGGAGCAGGAUAUAGAUUUAGAGGAUGCUUGGGCUGCAAUAUGUCCUGAAACUGAAAGACAGCGUCAUGAAUGUAUUGAAAUAAUGAAGAAUAAAGUAUUACCUGAUGAUGACACUCGGGAAGUGAUUCCAGAUCUUACAGGAAACCCUCAAACUGUUUGUACUAUUGAAACCAACCACACUAUUAUGCCCAGAGAUGCUGCAUUGGAUUUACUACGGUCAUUAAAUGAGGAGCAAUCUGCUAUAUUCUAUAAGGUCCGGAAGUGGUGUCUACAGAAAAUACUUGGACAGAACCCUGAACCUAUCAGAUUAUUUAUUACUGGUGGAGCAGGAACAGGAAAAAGUCAUUUAAUUAAGGCAAUACACUAUGAAUCAUCCAGAAUAUUAUCUCAGUUGUCUGAAAAUCCUGAUGAUGUUACUGUGCUUUUAACAGCUUCAACAGGAGUAGCAGCUUUUAAUGUUGGUGCUUCAACUAUUCAUAAUACAUUUUCAAUUGGUGCAAAUGUCAGAUUGCCAUAUCAGCCACUCAGUGAUGAAAAAUUAAACUCUUUACGUGUGAGCAUUGGUAAUUUGCAAAUCUUGAUUAUUGAUGAAGUCUCUAUGGUUGACCAUCGUCUGUUGUCAUACAUUCAUGGAAGGCUGCGACAAAUAAAACAAACUGGUGAUUACUCUCUAUUUGGAAAAGUCAGCAUUAUUGCUGUGGGUGAUUUCUAUCAGUUACCGCCUGUAAAGGGUACUGCUCUUUAUUCUGAUGCAAAAGGAGUAAACAUAUGGGAAAACAACUUUGAACUUGCUCAGUUAACCAAAGUUGUAAGACAAAAAGAUUCAGCUUUUGCUGAGAUGUUAAAUCGUCUGAGAGUACGUAAAAAAGAUGAAUCUCUUACAGCUACUGACAUUGCUACACUGAAAAAAUGUGAAACAGGGGAGAAAUGUAAUGAUCUUCACAUAUUUGCUACAAAUGCAGAGGUUGAUAAAUACAACAUUGAAAGACUACAUGAAUGUUGCCCAGAUGCAAUUAGUAUAAAUGCUCAGGAUUAUAUAAGAAAUUCAAAAACUGGAAGAAUGGAACGUAAAGUUGGAUACCACACUAAAGUUUUCAACUCAUGUUUGUCUAAAUGUAUUUCCUUGGGUGUUGGAGCAAGGGUUAUGUUAAAGAAAAAUAUUGAUGUUGCUGAUGGUCUUGUUAAUGGAGCUUUUGGUACAGUUGUGCAUAUAAGUGAAAGUCAGAAAAAAGGUGAAGAUAAUGAGGAUUUACCAUCAGCUAUUCAUGUGGAGUUUGAUAAUCCAAUUGUUGGAAAAAUUCAGAGAUACAGAACACGUCAGACAUUUUCUCAGAAUUCUACUGUAAUUAAUGUACAAGAAGAUCAAGUAACAAAUGAUGGUGGAAUAAGAAGGCAGUUUCCACUCAGAUUGGCGUGGGCAUGUACAGUUCACAAAGUGCAAGGACUUACAGUAGAUAAAGCUGUUGUAUCACUUAAUAAAAUCUUUACAGCAGGUCAGGCAUAUGUUGCAUUGAGCCGUGUGAGAUCUCUUGAUGGACUGAUUAUUGAGGACUUUAAAGAUUCUGUCAUAUUUUGUAAUGACAAAAUUCAGCUGGCAUUAAAAGAUAUGCCAAAAUUAACUUUGGAAAAGUACACUUUCAGUAAAUCACUUGGUACAUUUAGAAUAGCACUGCUUAAUGUACAAAGUCUGAAAGCUCACUUACCGGAUGUUACAUCACAUACAGUUUUGAUGAAUGCUGAUUGUAUCUGUUUGACAGAAACAUGGUUAAAUGUUAAUGACCAAGAACCACAGAUACCAGGAUUGUGUUCAAAAACAACCCAAGAGCUAAAUGUUAUGAUGACAGCACUGCACUUUUUACUGAAUUUAAACAUCAGAGAGGAGGUGGAGUUGGAGUUUAUUUUUCUGAAAACAUUGAGUGUAAUAUCUUUGUACCUGAGUGUUGCAACUUAGAGUGUUUGUACUUUGUGCUUCCAUGUGUCAAUUUGACUGCUGCACUUUUGUAUAGGCCUAAUUCAUAUAAAACUGAUUUGUUUCAACAGCAACUAUUACAUGUUUUUAAUGAGAUGGAGAAGCAACCAGGACAAAAGAUAAUCAUGGGAGACUUUAAUGAGGACAUCUUUACUUCUUCCACAAUUUUGAAAGUAAUGGGACAACAUGGAUACACACAACAGGUACAAAAUUCAACAACAGAAAAAGGUACACUAAUUGAUCAUGUGUAUACAAAAGAUAUGGAAGGUGUUACUUUUGAAAUUGUACAAACAUAUUACAGUUAUCAUCACGCAAUACUUGUUACAUUAAUGUAAAAAUACAUAGACACUUUAUAGGCUACUUAGUUGUCCUAUAUGUCAAUUUGACUAUUGCACUUUUCUAUAGGCCUAAAUUAUAUAAUAUAACUGCUGUUAAAACAAUUCAAUUUUAAA